This is a messenger RNA of Schistocerca piceifrons (Central American locust), 2156 nucleotides long. It is a transcript of the gene Hsdl2, whose product is annotated as hydroxysteroid dehydrogenase-like protein 2. The record is from RefSeq and is a predicted model, not a curated record. The transcript has 8 exons. Lineage: Eukaryota; Metazoa; Arthropoda; Insecta; Orthoptera; Acrididae. Gene Ontology annotation, cellular component: mitochondrion. The coding region runs from base 151 to 1368 and encodes 405 amino acids.
ACUACAUUGUGGUUCCAUGCGAUAAAUAAAGCUACUUUGUCUUUCGUACGGUUUACUUAUGUUACCGACAAACUUUGACAUUCCUGGGCAUUGGCCUUUGUAGUUUGUACCUAGGUUCAAGUGUGUUAGAAGUACGUGUAUAGUGACACGAUGAACAGUGGAAAGCUGGUUGGUCAGACUCUCUUUAUAACAGGUGCCAGCAGGGGCAUAGGAAAGGCAAUAGCAAUAAAAGCUGCCAGAGAUGGUGCAAAUGUUGUAAUAGCUGCCAAAACUAGUGAGCCACACCCAAAGUUGCCUGGCACAAUUUACAGUGCAGCUGAGGAAGUUGAGGCUGCAGGAGGGAAAUGUCUGCCAUGCAUUGUUGAUGUUCGUGAUGAGAAGCAAGUAAUUUCAGCUGUAGAAGCAGCUGUUAAAAAAUUUGGAGGCAUUGACAUAGUGAUAAAUAAUGCAAGUGCAAUUUCACUUACUGGGACCCUUAAUACAGAAAUGAAGAGAUAUGACCUUAUGCAUCAGAUAAAUACCAGAGGCACAUUUUUGGUAUCAAAAGUGUGCUUGCCAUACUUGAAGAAUAGCAAAAAUCCUCAUAUAAUAAAUAUUAGUCCACCAUUGAACAUGUCUCCUCAUUGGUUCAAAAACCAUGUUGCAUAUACUAUGGCCAAAUAUGGGAUGUCAAUGUGUGUAUUGGGGAUGGCAGAUGAAUUUAAGGAAGAUGGAAUAGCGGUGAAUGCACUGUGGCCAAAAACAGCAAUUCAUACUGCUGCUAUUGAGAUGCUAAGUGGCCCAGAAUCAGGAAGCUACUCACGGAAACCAGAAAUUGUUGCAGAUGCUGCUUAUGCAAUAAUGACAAAAGACCCAAAAACCUUUACAGGGAACUUUAUAAUUGAUGAAGACAUUUUAAGAGAAUGUGGCAUUCAAGAUUUUAAACAAUAUGCUGUUGAUCCAGCAAAUAAUGAUAAUUUAAUGCCGGACUUUUUCUUGGACUACAACCCAGAAGAAGGUGGACAUAAAUUAUCUGUUUCAACACAGAAAGGCGGCCAAAUAGAAAAAAUUUUUAAUGCAAUUCGUCACAGUAUGGGGCCAGAACUAGUUUCUAAAACGAAUGCAGUUUUCCAAUUUGAAGUGAAAGGUGCUGAGGAAGGUGUUUGGCAUAUAGACUUGAAGAAUGGAAAUGGGGCGGCAGGAAAAGGCAAGCCAGCUUCAAAUCCUGAUGCGAUUUUAUCAAUGGAUGCAGCUGAUUUUUACAAUAUGUUUUCAGGGAAAUUAAAGCCAGCAGCUGCAUUCAUGUCUGGGAAAUUGAAGAUCACAGGAAACAUGCAGAAAGCUCUUAAAUUGGAAAAAUUAAUGGGGCAGCUAAAAUCAAAGCUGUAAUGCUCAUUUCAGAAUUGCACACAGAAACCAUGACGUUGAUGGCUAUGUGAAAAUAUUUUCUACUUUUUUUAUGCUCAUCUGUAAAGUGAAUAUAUUUUUUAUAAGAUGUUUACUGCAAAAUGUUUUGUGCUUCUCAUUGUGUGACCAUUGCAUUUUAUUUUUAUAAAAGUAGAUACUUCUGCCAGUUUAAUGGAAUGGAUCCAGCAUUUUCUGGUGAGGACGGCCUGCGUGUUGAAGUGUGUUUGCUGUUAAUUUCUGUAAAACAAACAGUGGUUUAAGUAAAAUUUUCCAUUAUUGGGAUUGCUAGGAGUCAUAUAAGAAGUGUGCAGCAGUUGUUGAUGAGAGAAAAUGGCGUUAUAAAUAAUUUCAGAGUUGCUGGUAGAUUAAGAGAAUACUGGAUUUGAAACAUGCAGCGAGAGUAUUUAAAUGAAAAUUUGAGUCAACACAACCGUGCCGUAGCACUCAUACUAACUUGAAGUAAAAUUCAAUACUUCAUGUAUUUGCCACUGAAAGUGGACUGACACCACAUGACAGAAAAAUAAGUGAUAUUUGUCUGGGUUUCAUGCCAGUUUCAUUAAAAUUGGAAGGUUAGAAGCUGAUUGUCAUUGCCACAUUUAUUUGUGUACAUGGUUACGCAAUUUGUUGGAUUCUUGCCAGAGUGGAUGUUUUAAAGUUUAUGAUGUACACAUCAUGCAAAUCAUAAGUUCAGUAUCGGUUCAGUAUUUUUCUGGUGUAACUGAUAAUAUUUGUACAUGUUGCAGUAUUGUAUUAUAUAAUAUAUUUUUACA